GAUGACAUUAGGACUAACGAGAUCAAUAAUGGAAGUAAUGAGAAGACUAACGAGAUCAGAAAUGGGAAUAAUGAGAUCAAUGGAAGUAAUGAGAACGAGAUUGACGGUGGGAGUAAUGAGAAGAUUAACGAGAUCAACAUAAACUCUAGAAAACGUAAAGUCAUCGAUAUCAGCGAUGACGAGAAUCCUAAUGUUCAUGCAUAUAUCAUAAUUUUGCACACACCUGGCAUCGCGAACAAGUCCGAUCUUAUAAUCUCAACAGUCGAUGAUAAAUUGAUUAGUAUCGACGGUAAUUUUUGUGGUAAGGUAGCUCCCGGAAGAAAAAUUAUAAGCCUUUUGCCUAUCAGACCAUUUGAAGUGGAAAUAGAGCUUCCAAGCGA
This is a messenger RNA of Acaulospora colombiana, 380 nucleotides long. The record is from the annotation of a GenBank genome assembly. NCBI's taxonomy places the organism in Eukaryota, Fungi, Glomeromycota, Glomeromycetes, Diversisporales, Acaulosporaceae.